Thrips palmi is the source of this 635-nucleotide messenger RNA. Its product is annotated as mitochondrial import inner membrane translocase subunit Tim22. The transcript has 4 exons. The record is from RefSeq and is a predicted model, not a curated record. Gene Ontology annotation, molecular function: transmembrane protein transporter activity. NCBI's taxonomy places the organism in Eukaryota, Metazoa, Arthropoda, Insecta, Thysanoptera, Thripidae. Gene Ontology annotation, cellular component: TIM22 mitochondrial import inner membrane insertion complex. Bases 1 to 555 code for a protein of 184 amino acids. Gene Ontology annotation, biological process: protein insertion into mitochondrial inner membrane.
AUGUCGGAAGACAGUAGCAGAAAGCGUGUUACAUUUACUGCAGAGGAAUGGGACUCAAUCGCCCGAUAUUUAGUUGGAAACAACACACGACAAAGAGACAACAUAAUCAUUCCAAGAAUAGCUGGGCCUGUCAAAAUAAAGGGAGACGAGGAGAAAAUGGUUGAAGCCUUUUUCGAAAGUUGCGCUUUCAAGUCAACUCUCAGCUGUGUCUUAGGUUAUGGAGUUGGAGCUGCGUUUGGGCUUUUUACUUCAGGAGUCAACCCUCCUGUGACACUUCCCGAUGCUCCACCGCAAACUGCUAGAGAAGUUUUCAGAGACAUGAAAACUACCACUCUAAGUUAUGCCAAAAAUUUCGCAAUGGUUGGAGGUGUAUUUGCUGCUGUGGAAUGCACUGUUGAAUCGUAUCGAGGCACAACAGACUGGAAAAAUGGUACAUAUGCUGGUGGAAUUACAGGUGGAUUGAUAGGAGUUAGAGCUGGUUUGAAAGCUGGUCUUUUAGGAGCUGCUGGAUUUGCAGCAUUUUCAACCAUCAUAGAUUAUUACAUGCGUCAUUAAAUCGCUCAAGAAUAAUAGUACUUUUUCAAUUGAAUAUUAAAGCCUAAAUCGAAUAUUUAAUAAAAUGUGUCAACUUGUUA